Molecule: messenger RNA, 1775 nt
Organism: Sesamum indicum (sesame)
Lineage: Eukaryota; Viridiplantae; Streptophyta; Magnoliopsida; Lamiales; Pedaliaceae
Product: cytochrome P450 93A3
Molecular function (GO): iron ion binding; oxidoreductase activity, acting on paired donors, with incorporation or reduction of molecular oxygen; monooxygenase activity
Source: RefSeq, a predicted model, not a curated record
UCCCUUCCUCAUCAUCCAACAACACUUGUGAUCCAUGGCUGAGGUCCAAGAAUAUAUGAUUUUCUUGCUCAUUUCCCUUAUUUCCGUUGUUCUACUCCGAGCAUUUUUAAAGAAACGAUCUUUUCCACGCCUUCCUCCAAGCCCUCUAGCCUUGCCGAUUAUCGGUCAUCUUCAUCUUCUUGGCCCAAUAGCUCACCAAGCUUUUGCUAAGAUCUCAUCGCGAUAUGGACCCUUGAUUCACGUAUACCUUGGUUCGGUUCCUUGCGUGGUUGCUUCAUCGCCUGAGAUUUGUAAAGAAAUCCUUAAAACACACGAAGUUUCUUUCUUAGGUAGACCUAAAACAGUUGUGUCCGACUAUGUAACUUAUGGCAGUCAGGACUUCACAUUUGCACCUUACGGAGAUUACUGGAGGUUCAUGAAGAAACUGUGCGUGUCUCAGCUUCUUGGCGGACAAACGCUGGACAUGCAGCAGCCCAUCAGGCGCGAUGAGAUGAAGUACCUGAUUGAGUUUUUGUUAGAAAAGGCAAAAGCUGGCGAGUCCGUUAAUAUGGGAAGUGAGUUCACUAGAAUGGCAAACAAUUUGAUAUCAAGAAUGGUGAUGAGUCAAAGGUGUUCUGAAGAUGAAAAGGAAGCUGUGGAAGUCAGGAGACUUGUCCUGGAAAUCAAUGAGCUUACAGGGAAAUUUAAUUUAUCAGACUACAUUUGGUUCUGCAAGAAUUUGGAUUUGCAGGGAAUCAAAAAGCGGUUGAAAGUGCUCCACCACAGGCUUGAUGUAAUGAUAGAGAAGAUCAUAGAUGAACAUCAAAAAGAAAGAAGGAAUUUGAAGCAGAGAAAUAAGGAAGGGGAAGUUGCAAAAGAUCUGCUUCACAUUUUACUUGAUAUUGCUGAGGAUGAAAGCUCAGAGAAGAAACUAACAAGAGAGAAUAUCAAGGCUUUUAUCGUGGACCUGUUUAUAGGUGGAACUGAUACAUCAGCACUCUCACUGGAGUGGGGAUUAGCAGAGCUGAUAAACCAUCCAAACGUCCAAGAGAUUGAUUCUGUCGUGGGAAAAGACAGAAUCGUCCAAGAAUCAGACCUCCCCCGCCUCCCAUACCUUCAUGCCAUUGUCAAAGAAACACUAAGGCUUCAUCCCCCAGCUCCACUUAUUCCAAGGGAGUCGACUGAAGACUCCACCAUUUCCGGCUACCAUAUCCCGGGCAAGACUCGACUGUUUGUAAGCAUUUGGGCCGUGGGGAGGGAUCCUAAGUACUGGGAAGACGCGCUCGAGUUUAAGCCAGAAAGGUUUCUUCAGGAGGACGGGAGUGCAAAAGGGCAGUUGGAUGUUAGGGGACAAAAUUAUCAUUUCCUGCCAUUUGGGACUGGUCGAAGAGGCUGUCCUGGAACUUCAUUGACAUUGCUUGUUGUUCAGACAGCGUUAGCUGCCAUGAUUCAGUGCUUUGAGUGGAAGGUUGAGGGGGGGAAUGGCACUGUGGAUAUGGAAGAAGGGCCUGGAAUAACCCUAGCAAAGGCUCAGCCUCUGGUUUGUUCCCCAGUGGUCAGACUCAAUCCGGUUCCAGCAAUAUAAUUUUCAUUACAAAGUUAGACGUUAAUAAGAGAAAGAAUCGAAAGAUUCUCAGUAUUUCUUACCACAUGAAAUCCUAUUUAUAAACGCUCUGUCAAAGACCUGCAUCUGCUUUGUAUGGGUGAACUUUUGCCAGUGAUCAACCUCAGUUGUAUUUUUAUGGUUGUCCUUUUUUGAAGUAAAAAUAAUGAAUUAUUAUUUUUUUAGGAAUAAA